GGUAUUAUGAAUUCGGUGUAUAUUAUUCUCUCAUUCCGAUCCAUCUCUAUAAAUUUUCUACACUAAUCUAAAGUCUGAGAAAUAUGGUGGGAGCAGUAGCCAAUGGUUGGGCUGCCAGGGACUCAUCUGGUCAUCUCUCUCCUUAUUCAUUUCAUCUCAGAGAAACAGGUGGUGAUGACAUUCUAUUGCGCGUUUUAUACCGUGGAGUAGACCACACAGAUCUCCAUCAGGUGAGGAGUGAGAUUGGCAAAACCAACUACCCUUUGGUUCCAGGGCAUGAAAUAGUGGGCCAAGUAGUUGAAGUAGGGGAAGAAGUGAAGAAUUUGAAAGCAGGCGAUGUGGUUGGAGUGGGAGGAAUCAUUGGCUCUUGCUCCGAUCUGGAGCACUACUGCCGCGCCAGAGUCUUAACCUACAAUCACGUUUUCCCCGACGGAACCAUCACUCAAGGCGGAUUUUCUUCUGCUAUUGUUGUUCAUCACAGAUUUGCAGUUAAAAUCCCUGAAAAGCUAGAAGCGGCUCAAGCUGCGCCGCUGCUGUGCGCAGGAGUGACGGCAUACAGCCCUCUGAAACAGUUCAAAGAUGCAGGUCACCUCGCUGUCAUGAUAGCAAAGGCGAUGGGGCAUCACGUCACCGUCAUAAGCUCUUCCCACAAGAAAAGGGAGGAGGCCAUGGAGCACCUCGGUGCCGACGCCUAUCUAGUGAGCAGCGACGAGGCUGCAAUGGCGGAAGCUGCAGACAGCCUCGAUUAUAUUCUCGACACGGUGCCUGCUCUUCAUCCCCUGGAGCUCUACAUUUCACUCCUCAAAGCGCAGGGAAAGCUGUUAUUAGUAGGAGCACCUCCUCAUCCACUUGAGUUUAUAGCUUCCCAUCUCAUUCUAGGGAAAAAGGCGAUAGAGGGAAGUCUGAUGGGAAGCAUGAAAGAUAUGGAACAAGUGUUGAAUUUGUGGGCGGAUAAGGGAUUGAAGAGCAUGAUUGAGGUGGUGAACGCAGAGUGUGUUAACGAAGCGUUCGAGAGGAUGGAGAGAAAUGAUGUGAGAUACAGAUUUGUGCUUGAUGUAGCUGCUUGGACCAACAAACUUCACUAACUCUACUGCACUGCAUCGAGCUUUGAGGUUUCAUGUUUUCAAACUCAGUGGAUUUAUUUUUAGUUUCAUUUUAUGCUUCAAUACGUACAUUUCUAUAUAUGAAAAAUAAGAGGAAAGAUAAAAGAGGCGUUUUUGUUGCAUUAA
This is a messenger RNA of Salvia miltiorrhiza (redroot sage), 1229 nucleotides long. RefSeq names its product probable cinnamyl alcohol dehydrogenase. Lineage: Eukaryota; Viridiplantae; Streptophyta; Magnoliopsida; Lamiales; Lamiaceae. Gene Ontology annotation, biological process: lignin biosynthetic process. Gene Ontology annotation, molecular function: cinnamyl-alcohol dehydrogenase activity; zinc ion binding. The record is from RefSeq and is a predicted model, not a curated record.